This is a messenger RNA of Arabidopsis arenosa, 2002 nucleotides long. The record is from the annotation of a GenBank genome assembly. Lineage: Eukaryota; Viridiplantae; Streptophyta; Magnoliopsida; Brassicales; Brassicaceae.
AGCUGUCUCUCUCUCCUCGACUAUCAUAGAUUCUACCGGUUCGAGAUGACCCAAAGAUUGGAAGCGGAAGGGAGCAAGACGUGGAGCUAUAAGUGGGAUGACAAAUCUGAUCAUGAUGAUGUAACAAAGAUCUAUGUAAAUUAUUCUCCUAAUGGCAUAGAGUCCAUUCGUUUCGACUAUGUCAAAAGUGGAAAACCAACUGAUGGACCCUUCCAUGGUCAAUCGUUUGAUACUUACACGCACACGUUUGAGAUUAACCAUCUAAAACGUGAACAUCUUGAAUCUGUUGAGGGCUACUACACAGAGGACAAAGGGAUUCAAGCACUUCGAUUCAAAACCAACUUGCGGAUUUCUAAACCGAUUGGAUAUCAUGACAGGUGUACCAAGUUUAUACUAGCAGUAGAGGGAAAAAAAAUCGUUGGGUUUCACGGAUCAAUUAAUGAUUGGAGGGUGUACUCUCUAGGAGCAUACUUCACUUGGACUACUCCUACUAGAAUAGAAGCGAUAGGGGGCAAGGUAGGCACAAAGUGGGAUGAUGGAGUUAACCAGGCCGGUAUUACAAAGAUACAUGUACGAAGUGGUCAAAAAGACAUACAAUUCAUUAAGUUUGAGUACAUUGACAAGGAUGGGAAUCUGAGAGAUGGUCCAAUCCAUGGUUCUAUCUAUAGAAGAGGUUCCCCACACGUGUUUGAGAUUAAACAUGACGAAGAAUAUCUGGUGUCUGUUGAGGGUUACUACGAAGGCGAUGACGAAUGUGGGGUCAUUCAAGCACUUCAAUUUAGGACUAACAUCAAGACUUCCGAACUUAUGGGAUCCAACACUGGUAAGAAGUUUAGACUUGUAGCCAGUGGAAUGAAGAUUGUUGGGUUUCAUGGAUAUGCUGAGAAGAAUCUAAACUCUCUUGGAGCAUAUUUCACACUGCUUACUCCAACAAAGUUGGAAUGCCACGGUACUGCUAAUGAAAGCACCUUUUGGGAUGAUGGUGCUUUUGAGGGUAUUAGAAAGGUGUCUGUUUUAUGGGCAUCAAAUCGUAUAAGCUGUCUCAGGAUUAACUAUGAAAACACUGGCAAAGUUGAAAAGCGUGACAAUGGAGUGAACUUCAAUAAAAAAGAAGAAGAGUUUGUUGUUGACUUUCCAAAUGAAUUUAUCACGUCUGUGAUGGGGACCAUGAAUUCUAGUCAAGUUACGACCUUGAUUUUCAAAACAUCAAAAGGGAGAACCUCUCAUAUGUCUGGAUGCCAUACUUCUGAUUCAGUUGAAUUUGUUCUCGAGAGAAAAGGUUGUGCUAUUGUCGGAUUUCAUGGAUGGUAUAAGCCUGGGAUGUAUAUUACGGCGCUUGGUGCAUAUUCUUUUCCGAUGCCUGUUGCCCCUACUGCGGAAAAGCUAGAAGCGCAAGGUUGUGCUGGAGGAGCUCCUUGGGACGAUGGCAGUCAUUUCGAAGGUGUUAGAAAGAUAUACAUUGGGACAGGUGAGGAUGGUAUCGUUUCCGUCAAGUUUCUGUAUGAAAAUGACACUCACGAGAUAGUAGUGGGAGAUGAUCAUGGGAACAAGAACCUACUUCGACAUGAAGAGUUCGAGCUAGACUACCCGUGGGAAUACCUCACAUCAGUGGAAGGUAGUUAUGAUGUAGUACCUGGAAGUGAAGAAUUUGAAGUUAUAAUCAUGCUCAAGUUCAUCACAAACAAGCGAAAUUCUACACGUUAUGGACUCGAGGAUGGCCCAAGAUUUGUGCUCCACAAGGAAGGUCACAAGAUCGUUGGGUUCCAUGGAAAAUCAAGUACCAUGCUUCAUCAACUUGGGAUCCACGUGCUCCCAAUCACCCACAAUUGAUCAUAUUUAUAUGACUUAUAAACGAAUCAUUAUCCUCCUCUGUUUUCAACAACUUUGAUUCGUCUUUCCUUUGUUUUUAUUUCCUCAGUUUUGAUAUUUUAUCUUUUUUUUCUUCUCUGUUUCUUAUGAACUUUUGGAUGAUUUCUCUGUUUAAUAAAGUGUAUGGAGUUGG